GUUCGAAUGACCUCAGUCUGCAGUUAUGCAUGUUUUCUAAAUAGUUAUAGUGAGAUAAAGAUCAAUGUAUUGUUCGAUCUCUUGUAACUUUUGUUUAAAUUAAACGAACUAUAAAGAAAAAUAGUUUUGUUAAAAGCUAAUGCCGAGCUUUUACAUAUAAAUCAUGAAUCUGAUCUCCUGUCACCAGGGGCUGGCCUGGUCACCACGCGCGAGUAUGUCGCAUUUAUAUACAAUGUACUACAUUGCUUAAAAGAGCAAUGGUAUUAUUUUAAAUUAGAGCGAAUAUUAGCAUGAUGUAGAUACUUGUGAUGCAACGGAAUGGAAGGUACACAAUUUAAAACGUGUUUGUCUCCAAAAGUCCAUUACUUGAUCACAAAAGUUGGUGUGGACAGAGUUGACAGGGGGUUGCCGUGCAUAACAACAGACGGUUGUAUCAACUGGAAUCAAGCCUGCAGUUGUCUACCAGAAAGUUUGGUGUCGGAUGACUAUGAUUACUUUGUGAGUUGUGUUGCGGCCCUUUCACCUGUUUUCUUGGAAGCUGAAGAGUUGAUGUCAUCAAACCAGGAUAUAUGGAUCAAACAUAAGACAUACCUCCAAUGGAUGCCAGAAGCUCACCUACAGAUGGUGGAAGAUGCACUGAAGUUUUUGAAGUCAUCCAAUGAAUCGCUCCACAUUCUGGGUUUGCAGUUGAUGUCAUCUGUAUUGGAGCGAGCACUAGGUGAUGUAUAUGAAGAUGUGAGUUCCAUUCAAUGUCCUUCUCUCCUCAAAGAUAUUCUGAGUUCAGGGGAAAUAACUCAUUUGUUUGGACGACAGGUGGUUCAGCUUUUACGAGUGUUGAUAGGUCCUCCGACUUCACUUAACCUGAGGAACGUUGUGUGGCAUGGAUUUCCAACUGUCGGGGAAAUACCAAGGAGGUAUGGAUGUUUUCUAUAUCUCACCCUGCCAAGUUUGGGUAAAAUCUUAAUGGAGAGAGACACACACUUAAAGGCUCACAGACAACUGGUGAAGUUCACGAUCAAUCCAGAACUCACAUCAAAUGUUCCAGUUCUGAGAAACAACACCCACCUUGUGAAGGAGUUUGUUAGAAAGACGCAUUCCUUCCAUGGCCGCCAGCUUUUGAUACAGAGCUCCCUAGAGUUGAUGGCCGAGAACCAGUAUUCCUAUGCUACCGUUUUAUUACUACCCCAGCUAGAGCACGUUCUGAGAUUGGUGUUUUGUGGAGUAAAUGGAUGCUCAGAGAGAGUGCUUACAGCUGAGUCUUCCACGCUGUACACCACACUUGAUGAGAUAUUUGAUAAGUAUUUGCCUGAUGGGAAUGUGAACAAACUUCCCGGGACUCUUGGAGAGAAUCUAAUGGACCUACUAUUUGACAUCCUCGUUUACCCCGAUGGACCCAGGGUCAGGGACAAAGUCAGUCACGGAGAGGCUCACAUGCAAAAUUUCCCAGAAUCCUUAGCAUGGCUUGUUCUUGUCGCCAUGCUGCUUUUAGUCCAGAAGUGUUCCAGUAUUACAGAUCAUGACAAGGAAGAAUGGUUGAAAAGGUUGACAUUCUUUGAGUUACAAUAUUCCUCAGUUUAUCACCCCAUCUCCAUCAUUAAACAAAAGAUCAUUGAAGUGGGGAACAUUGUUGCAACAUUUCCUGAUGAUGUUCAACAUGACAAAACUCUUACUCAAAGGGAUAGAUGUUCAACAUUCAGGCUGUGUGAAGAGGACAAACAAGUGUUUGAUGAAGUACAGGAGGUGACAAAAGACAUUGUUCUGUCCAUCUGUCAGAGCUGGGAUAAACAUCACACAGCAGAGGAAAUAAAUCAAGGCUUGUUUCAAGUGUUUUGUGAUGGAAGAACAUUACUCCAGGGGCUGAUGGAGGAAAACCUCUCCACCCUGUACAGAUUCCAUGCCAAGCAGGAGGACUUGGACAUUAAUAGGACUGGCGGACAGGAGGCUGAAAUUGCAAGUCUGCUUUCCCGCAUUCUGAGAGAGCUACAAACGGUUAUACAGCAGGUGCUUGUCUCCCUUAGAACCAGACAGGAACAGCUGAUUGGGCGUCAGCUGAGGUCCAGACAGAGGGAGAACCUCAUACGCCUCAUUAGAAGCUGUCCAUUGCUUCAUCACUGCAGUCACUCUGUCCUACUUUUCUGCUCCUGGAAGUUGUACACACUCAGCCAGUACACAGGAAUGAGAAUCAUCAGGUUUUUGAAGCUGUUUUUACAAUUUGUUGAGAACAUGAGAACACUGACUAGCCCAGAGAAAAACAAAUGGACAGAAAGUAUUCAUCUGUACAGAGAAUUUAUACCCAAGAUCAGGGACAUUCUUACUGUGAUAUUGGGGAACAUCGUGUCUCACUGAAGUCAACAGGUAGAUAGCAAUGUUGAGGAUUACCUGCUCGGAAACUUCAUCGGAUAAAAUCAUAUUUUGCCGUCUCAGCCAUGUAUAAGCAGAUACACCUUUUGUUUGCGAAAUGCGUGACAUUUCCAUUGAUUUUAGCUCUAGAAAAAGCCUUGUCACAAACCUACCGUUUUGCAAAUUAAUUAAAUGUUUGGUCUCUGUACACUUUGAAAGUGAUGGAAUAAAAAUAGAUAUGUUUGGGAACCAUAGAAUUCCGCAUAUCAUAAGAUAAACGCUAUUGAAAUUGUCUGACAGAUUAAGCAUUACAGCGAGUUUCAACAUUUAUAUGGUUGGGAUUGAUAAUGACAUUGAAACAUCAGGACUUGGUCUUACUAGAAGAAAUAUAAAAAAGUGUGAUAUUUGAAAAGCUGUUGUACAGUAGUUUGAAACAAUGACACACUGGAUGCACAAGUCUUGUGGGAAGCAGCACUGAUGAGGUAUUGUGCUUUAUAUACCAUGUUAGAGCAAGCUGAACAACGUCACAGGUAGGGUGAUAAUUGACAGGUAUUAAGAAGAUCUUUUUACAUCAGAUGCGGUCUUUAGAUCCGUAGUUGUCAAGACAAAGAAAAGAUGGAGAAUGUCUCUACCUCAUUCGGGAAUUUUGGUAACCACACUUCGCACAGUUUCAGCGUUUUCGACUAUGGGUAUAUAGUCAUCACGGCUCUGCUCACACCUUCCGUUCUGACGUUUAGCACGUUAGUUAUAGUGGUCAUAGGCCAAUUCAAACGACUGCAGACACCCACCAAUUUCUUCAUUGCAUCUUUAGCUUCAGCGGACAUUUUGGUUGGGCUGAUAACCCCUGUGUUCACCACCUCGCUACUCCUUCCGGCGGAUCUAAACCACGAACUCAUGUGCUCGAUUCCCAGUCGUCUGCUCAUUCUAGCUUGCGGUGCGUCCAUCCUUUCCUUGGUAGCAGUGGCAUUUGAUCGCUAUAUUGCGUUGACGAAUUCUCUAGAAUACGUUCAAAUCAUGACAAAGAAGAAAACCUAUGGUGUAAUAGCGUCUGCGUGGCUCUACUCUGCUCUGGUCGUUUCUAUACCAACAGCUCUCACAGAAAACCCGUCAGUAAAAACAAAUUGCGGAUUUGGACAGUUUCACCCUCGCGUACAUCUUUUAUUCGCAAGUAUGUUGUUUUUCCCGGCGUGUGUUCUUAUAUUUUUCUGUUACUACAAAAUAUUCACUAUUGCUAAACACCAAAGCAGAGCAAUUUACGAUCAGGAACAAUCCGUGGCAAACGCAAUUCACAUGAGAUACGUGAACAGAGACUGUAAAUACGCGAAGACACUGGCAGUCCUUAUUCUGGUCUUCAUUGUUUUCUGGUUCCCAUUCCAGUUCACAUUGCUAAUGAUCGCCCUGACUGACAUUCAAGUAUCUGACGAAGUGCUGAAUUAUCUUUUGUACAUAGCAGCAUUUAACAGCUUGAUGAAUCCAUGGCUGUAUGCAUACAAGAACACUCAUAUUCGAUCUGCCUUUCGGAAGAUUUCUUCCUCGGUAUCGACUGCUUUUAGACAGACCACGCGCCAUUUAUCAACGUCCAGUCCAAAAGAACCUUCUCUAUCGUCCGAUUACAAACUCAAUCGGACAGACAGUCGAAUGGAACAGGUGGACAUCGUACAACAACUACAACUAAACUCGGAUAUGUUUGCAGACGACUGUUGGGCAUAUGAGCCAAAGAAAAUGUCUAUACAGUCUGUUGGGUCUACCAUCACUCAAAAUGGACGCAAGAUAGUGGUCCCUAGUUUGGUUAUCGAAGACAUGGAGGGAACGUCAGAAGCGAAUAUUCAGAAGACAGAGUCUGUAUCAACAUGUGAUUACAACACGGCGAACAGUCAGUAUAGUAGCGAGAGAUAUUAAUCUGGAUUAAUCUCGGACUCGGUGAGCAGAAUUCAUAAUCUUUGGAGUUGGUAUCGUUGACGAUGAAGUUUAACAUAAACCUAGACUUUUCAACGAUCUGACAUUCUCUAUGCCUAGCUGCUAAUAAGUGUUAUAACGGAACCUUGCUGCUAAAAAGUGUCAUAAUUGAAGAAUUUGCCAUUAAAUAUUGUCAAAAGUUUUAGAAA
This is a messenger RNA of Ostrea edulis (European flat oyster), 4445 nucleotides long. Its product is annotated as endoplasmic reticulum membrane-associated RNA degradation protein-like. The record is from RefSeq and is a predicted model, not a curated record. NCBI's taxonomy places the organism in Eukaryota, Metazoa, Mollusca, Bivalvia, Ostreida, Ostreidae. The transcript has 18 exons. Bases 319 to 2346 code for a protein of 675 amino acids.